AUGAAGUCCGUUGUUUUAUGGGGUGAUAAACCAUCUGAAGAAGAUGUAGAAGAACAAUCGGUGAAUGCUCUUUGUUUUAACCCAGAUGGAUCUCAAUUAUUAGCAGCUGUUGGAACAAAAAUACUUGUUUAUGAUACGGCAGAUGGAGGAUUAAGAAGUGCACUUAGUGGACAUGGUGAUGUCGUAAAUACCUUAUCUUAUGCAUCGGAUGGAAGUCGUUUUGCAUCAGGUGGUGCUGAUAAACUAGUUGUUAUAUGGACAAAUGAAUUACAAGGAAUGUUAAAAUAUGCACAUGAUUCUUCUGUUCAAUGUGUUACUUAUCAUCCGACUUCACAUUUACUUGCAAGUUGUUCAAAUGCUGAUUUCGGUCUAUGGUCACCUGAACAAAAAAAUGUAACAAAAACAAAAUUAACUGGUCGAAUAACUUGUUGUGCAUGGAGUGCAGAUGGACAAUUACUUGCAUUUGGAUUAUAUAAUGGACAAGUACAUAUUCGAGAUAAGUUAGAUGAAAUGAAGAAAAGUUAA
Molecule: messenger RNA, 525 nt
Organism: Rotaria sp. Silwood2
Lineage: Eukaryota; Metazoa; Rotifera; Eurotatoria; Philodinida; Philodinidae
Source: the annotation of a GenBank genome assembly